GAUUAGGCCUCAACUCUGCUCCUCGUCUGACUUUCAAGUCCUCAAACCGUUUAUUUUCAGGGUUUGGGUUUGGUGACGCGACCAGUCACCAAAAGUCUCUGCAGCCGAAGGUGUGUCGAGGAGUUAAAAUUCAGUUGAAUGAAAUGAGUGCAGGAAGUGAAUAUCGAUCUCCGAUCUCACCACAGAGCAGCAGCAGCAGCAGUCUGUGGAUUCUACCCUGCACGGUGUCGCAGCUGCUGUCUGCCGCAACAGUCAACCAAGACUCGUUUGCCCUCUAUGAGCAGGAACUCUACCAGGUUUCUGUUGUGGGCUUGGUCCGGGGAUUCGCCCCGUUCGUGACCAACGUCCAGUACUCUGUGGACGACAUGACCGGCCCGCCUCUGGUGGUCAAGCAGUGGGUGAACACGGAGGAACCUCUGAAGACGCUCCAGUGUCAGGGAAAGUACGUGAAGGUCAUCGGAAGCCUGCGCAACUUCAACGGUCAAAGGUCAAUGCUGGCCAUGGAUGUGCGUCUGAUCACCGACCUGAACGAGAUCACCUCCCACAUGAUGGAGGUGGUGCGAGCUCACAUGCAGCUUUCCAGAAAGACGUUGGACGUAAACAUGAACGUCCUGGCCGCCGCGGGGACGCGUGGCGCUGGACCUCCUGAACCCGGCUUCCUGCGCGGUUUGUCCGCAGUCCAGGAGCAGGUGCUGGAGGCCAUCAGGAGACGCUCGUACUGGGAUCAGGGCCUCGGUUUAGACGAGCUGAGGGCGGAGCUCAGCUACCUGAGGAUCGCUGACAUCAGGACGUCUCUGGCCUUUCUCCUGAACGAAGGCCACGUCUUCUCCACCAUCGACGAGCAUCAUUUCAAGGCCGCAGAGUAUUAGAGAAGGCUGAAAGACAGAACUCAAAUGAAACCGUUUCUGAUUUAAAACUGCUUCAAUGAAAGUGAUGUAUAAUUUUUGGAGCUGCUUCUUUAUGUCGGCUGAAUUUUUUGUUACUGACUGCUGAUGCUGUGAAGAGACAUUUGAAUUGUUUUUCUUUCCUGAUGUAUCAUAAUGUGAUGCAAACUUAAACUUUUUAUUUUAUUAAAAAGCUUCU
Messenger RNA from Salarias fasciatus (jewelled blenny), 1083 nucleotides. Its product is annotated as replication protein A 32 kDa subunit-like. Lineage: Eukaryota; Metazoa; Chordata; Actinopteri; Blenniiformes; Blenniidae. The record is from RefSeq and is a predicted model, not a curated record. The transcript has 7 exons. Gene Ontology annotation, molecular function: single-stranded DNA binding. The coding region runs from base 144 to 869 and encodes 241 amino acids. Gene Ontology annotation, cellular component: chromosome, telomeric region; site of double-strand break; nucleus. Gene Ontology annotation, biological process: nucleotide-excision repair; DNA replication; double-strand break repair via homologous recombination.